AAAGAGUCUAAAAUCAGAACUUUGGCUCUGUUCGUUCGGGCGUUUUCUCUCCAGCGCGCCGCGCCCUCGCUUCCUGCUGGGGAGGGGCGGCCAGGCUUCGCGGGCGUGCGAGCAUCGAGAGCUGAAAGCCAGAGCAGCUUCCUGCGGUCUCGGCGACCAUAGAGCGCGGACCCAGGGCGCCGCCGGCGGGUGGGGGAAACGUCUCCAGGACGGAAGCGAACCGAGAGUGUCGAAAGGGAGGGCGAGGCCGGAUCCCCGCGAGCGACCGGGAGAACAAGCAGGGUAGCGGGCCGGCGGGCGGGGCGCAGAGCCGGGCAGCGCAGGUAUAACCAGGCUGAAGAGCAGAAGCCGCCGCCAUGGUUGCGCUUUCGCUGAAGAUCAGCAUUGGGAAUGUCGUGAAGACAAUGCAGUUUGAGCCAUCCACCAUGGUGUAUGACGCCUGCCGCAUAAUUCGGGAGCGGAUCCCAGAGGCCGUGGCUGGCCCUCCCAGCGACUUUGGACUAUUUCUGUCAGAUGAUGACCCCAAAAAAGGUAUAUGGCUAGAGGCUGGGAAAGCCCUGGACUACUACAUGCUCCGAAAUGGGGACACCAUGGAGUACAGAAAAAAACAGAGACCCCUGAAGAUCCGCAUGUUAGAUGGAACCGUGAAGACAAUCAUGGUGGACGACUCCAAGACGGUCACUGACAUGCUCAUGACUAUCUGUGCCCGAAUUGGCAUUACCAACCAUGAUGAAUAUUCACUGGUUCGAGAGCUGAUGGAAGAAAAGAAGGACGAGGGGACAGGGACCCUAAGAAAAGACAAGACCCUGUUGCGAGAUGAAAAGAAGAUGGAAAAACUAAAGCAGAAACUGCACACAGAUGACGAGCUGAACUGGCUGGACCAUGGGCGGACACUGAGGGAACAGGGAGUAGAAGAACAUGAGACACUGCUGCUGCGGAGAAAGUUCUUCUACUCAGACCAGAAUGUGGAUUCCCGGGACCCUGUGCAGCUGAACCUCCUUUAUGUGCAGGCACGAGAUGACAUCCUAAAUGGCUCCCACCCUGUCUCCUUUGACAAGGCCUGUGAGUUUGCAGGCUUCCAAUGCCAGAUCCAGUUUGGACCUCACAGUGAGCAGAAGCACAAGCCUGGCUUCCUUGACCUGAAGGACUUCCUGCCCAAGGAGUAUGUGAAGCAGAAGGGAGAGCGUAAGAUCUUCCAGGCACACAAGAACUGUGGGCCGAUGAGUGAGAUUGAGGCCAAGGUGCGCUACGUGAAGCUGGCCCGUUCCCUCAAGACUUAUGGCGUCUCCUUCUUCCUAGUCAAGGAAAAGAUGAAGGGGAAGAAUAAGCUAGUGCCCAGGCUGUUGGGCAUCACCAAGGAGUGUGUGAUGCGUGUGGAUGAGAAGACCAAGGAGGUGAUCCAGGAAUGGAGCCUCACCAACAUCAAACGCUGGGCUGCUUCUCCCAAGAGCUUUACUCUGGACUUUGGAGACUACCAGGAUGGCUACUACUCAGUGCAGACGACUGAGGGCGAGCAGAUCGCACAGCUCAUUGCCGGCUACAUUGACAUCAUCCUUAAAAAGAAAAAAAGCAAGGACCACUUUGGGCUGGAGGGAGAAGAAGAAUCUACUAUGUUGGAGGACUCCGUGUCUCCUAAAAAGUCCACGGUCCUGCAGCAGCAGUAUAACCGAGUGGGGAAGGUGGAGCACGGCUCUGUGGCUCUGCCCGCCAUCAUGCGCUCCGGGGCCUCUGGGCCUGAGAACUUCCAAGUGGGCAGCAUGCCACCUGCCCAGCAACAGAUUACCAGUGGCCAGAUGCACCGAGGACACAUGCCGCCCUUGACUUCAGCCCAGCAGGCGCUCACUGGAACCAUUAACUCCAGCAUGCAGGCUGUGCAGGCCGCCCAGGCUACUCUGGAUGACUUUGAUACUCUGCCCCCUCUUGGCCAGGAUGCUGCCUCCAAAGCUUGGCGUAAGAACAAGAUGGACGAAUCAAAGCAUGAGAUCCACUCCCAGGUGGACGCCAUCACAGCUGGCACUGCCUCCGUGGUGAACCUGACAGCAGGAGACCCUGCGGAGACAGACUAUACUGCGGUGGGCUGUGCAGUCACCACGAUCUCCUCCAACCUGACGGAAAUGUCCCGUGGGGUGAAGUUGUUGGCUGCCCUGCUGGAGGACGAAGGCGGCAAUGGCCGACCCCUUCUGCAGGCAGCAAAGGGCCUUGCAGGGGCCGUGUCAGAGCUGCUCCGUAGCGCUCAACCAGCCAGUGCUGAGCCCCGUCAGAACCUGCUGCAGGCAGCUGGGAACGUGGGCCAGGCCAGUGGGGAGCUGCUGCAGCAAAUCGGGGAAAGUGACACUGACCCCCACUUCCAGGAUGUUCUAAUGCAACUAGCAAAGGCAGUGGCGAGUGCCGCAGCUGCUCUGGUCCUCAAGGCCAAGAGUGUAGCCCAGCGCACAGAAGAUUCGGGGCUUCAGACCCAGGUUAUUGCUGCAGCUACACAGUGUGCCCUGUCCACUUCUCAACUGGUGGCCUGUACCAAGGUGGUAGCGCCUACAAUUAGCUCACCUGUCUGCCAAGAACAGCUGGUAGAGGCAGGGCGACUGGUGGCCAAGGCUGUGGAGGGCUGUGUGUCUGCCUCCCAAGCAGCUACAGAAGAUGGACAGCUGUUGAGAGGGGUGGGAGCAGCAGCCACCGCUGUCACCCAGGCCCUCAACGAGCUGCUGCAGCACGUGAAGGCCCACGCCACAGGGGCCGGGCCCGCUGGCAGAUACGACCAAGCCACUGACACCAUCCUCACUGUCACUGAGAAUAUCUUCAGCUCCAUGGGCGAUGCUGGGGAGAUGGUGCGACAGGCUCGCAUCCUGGCCCAAGCCACCUCAGACCUGGUCAAUGCCAUCAAGGCCGAUGCCGAGGGGGAGAGUGACCUGGAAAAUUCCCGGAAGCUCCUGAGCGCUGCCAAGAUCCUUGCCGACGCAACCGCCAAGAUGGUGGAGGCCGCCAAGGGAGCAGCUGCCCACCCUGACAGUGAGGAGCAGCAGCAGCGACUGCGGGAAGCAGCUGAGGGCCUUCGCAUGGCCACCAAUGCGGCCGCGCAGAACGCCAUCAAGAAGAAGUUGGUGCAACGCCUGGAGCAUGCAGCCAAACAAGCUGCAGCCUCUGCUACGCAGACCAUCGCUGCAGCCCAGCACGCAGCCUCUGCCCCCAAGGCUUCUGCGGGCCCCCAGCCCCUACUGGUGCAGAGCUGUAAGGCCGUGGCAGAGCAGAUUCCAUUGCUGGUUCAGGGGGUCCGAGGAAGCCAAGCUCAACCUGACAGCCCUAGUGCUCAGCUCGCUCUCAUUGCUGCCAGCCAGAGUUUCCUGCAGCCAGGUGGGAAGAUGGUGGCUGCCGCGAAAGCCUCAGUGCCGACGAUUCAGGACCAGGCUUCCGCCAUGCAGCUGAGCCAGUGCGCAAAGAACCUGGGCACUGCCCUGGCAGAGCUCCGCACCGCUGCCCAGAAGGCCCAGGAGGCAUGCGGACCUCUGGAGAUGGACUCUGCACUGAGUGUCGUACAGAAUCUAGAGAAAGACCUGCAGGAAGUAAAGGCAGCAGCUCGGGACGGCAAGCUUAAACCCCUGCCUGGGGAAACAAUGGAGAAGUGUGCCCAAGAUCUUGGCAACAGCACCAAAGCAGUGAGCUCUGCCAUCGCCAAGCUGCUGGGGGAGGUUGCCCAGGGCAAUGAGAACUAUGCAGGUAUUGCAGCUCGAGACGUGGCAGGUGGACUGCGGUCACUCGCCCAGGCUGCUCGGGGCGUAGCUGCGUUAACGUCAGAUCCUGCAGUGCAGGCCAUUGUGCUUGACACAGCCAGUGAUGUUCUGGACAAGGCCAGCAGCCUCAUUGAGGAGGCAAAGAAAGCAGCUGGCCAUCCAGGGGACCCAGAGAGCCAGCAGAGGCUUGCUCAGGUGGCUAAAGCAGUGACCCAGGCACUGAACCGCUGUGUCAGCUGCCUGCCUGGCCAAAGAGACGUGGAUAAUGCCCUAAGAGCGGUUGGAGAUGCCAGCAAGCGACUCCUGAGUGACUCGCUUCCUCCCAGCACUGGGACGUUUCAAGAAGCUCAGAGCCGGUUGAAUGAAGCUGCUGCUGGAUUAAAUCAGGCAGCCACAGAGCUGGUGCAGGCCUCCCGGGGAACUCCUCAGGACCUGGCUCGGGCCUCCGGUCGAUUUGGACAGGACUUCAGCACCUUCCUGGAAGCUGGUGUGGAGAUGGCAGGACAGGCCCCGAGCCAGGAGGACCGCGCCCAGGUGGUGUCCAACUUGAAGGGCAUCUCCAUGUCUUCAAGCAAACUUCUUCUGGCUGCUAAGGCCCUGUCCACGGACCCUGCUGCCCCCACCCUCAAGAGUCAGCUAGCUGCAGCUGCUCGGGCAGUGACAGACAGCAUCAACCAGCUCAUCACCAUGUGCACCCAGCAGGCACCUGGCCAGAAGGAGUGUGACAAUGCACUUCGGGAGCUAGAGACGGUCCGAGAACUCCUGGAGAACCCCGUCCAACCCAUUAACGACAUGUCUUACUUUGGUUGUUUGGACAGUGUCAUGGAGAACUCAAAGGUCCUAGGUGAGGCCAUGACUGGCAUCUCCCAAAAUGCCAAGAAUGGAAAUCUGCCAGAGUUCGGAGACGCCAUUGCAACAGCCUCCAAGGCUCUCUGUGGCUUCACUGAGGCAGCUGCACAGGCUGCAUAUCUGGUGGGUGUCUCUGACCCCAACAGCCAAGCUGGACAGCAAGGACUGGUGGAACCCACCCAGUUUGCCCGUGCAAACCAGGCAAUUCAGAUGGCCUGUCAGAGUUUGGGGGAACCUGGCUGUACCCAGGCCCAGGUAUUAUCUGCAGCCACUAUUGUGGCCAAGCACACUUCUGCGCUGUGUAACAGCUGCCGCCUAGCUUCUGCCCGGACCGCCAACCCUACUGCCAAGCGCCAGUUUGUACAGUCAGCCAAGGAGGUGGCCAACAGUACAGCCAACCUCGUCAAGACCAUCAAGGCACUAGAUGGGGCCUUCACAGAGGAGAACCGUGCCCAGUGCCGGGCAGCUACAGCCCCUCUGCUGGAAGCUGUAGAUAAUCUGAGCGCAUUUGCAUCCAACCCUGAAUUCUCCAGCGUCCCUGCCCAGAUCAGCCCUGAGGGCCGAGCCGCCAUGGAGCCUAUUGUAAUCUCUGCUAAAACAAUGCUAGAGAGUGCCGGGGGGCUCAUCCAGACAGCUCGGGCUCUGGCAGUCAACCCCCGCGACCCCCCACGCUGGUCAGUGCUGGCUGGCCACUCGCGCACUGUCUCAGAUUCCAUCAAGAAGCUGAUUACCAGCAUGAGAGACAAAGCCCCGGGGCAGUUAGAGUGUGAGAUGGCCAUUGCAGCGCUGAAUAGCUGCCUACGUGACCUCGACCAGGCGUCUCUUGCUGCUGUCAGCCAGCAGCUCGCUCCUCGUGAGGGGAUCUCUCAGGAGGCUUUGCACACUCAGAUGCUCACUGCAGUCCAGGAAAUUUCCCAUCUCAUCGAGCCGUUGGCCACUGCUGCCCGGGCCGAAGCCUCCCAGCUGGGACACAAGGUGUCCCAGAUGGCUCAGUACUUUGAACCACUCACCCUGGCUGCAGUGGGUGCUGCUUCGAAGACCCUGAGCCACCCACAGCAGAUGGCACUUCUGGACCAGACGAAAACAUUGGCCGAGUCUGCCUUGCAGUUGCUGUACACUGCCAAGGAGGCUGGUGGUAACCCCAAGCAAGCAGCACACACCCAGGAGGCCCUGGAGGAGGCUGUGCAGAUGAUGACAGAGGCUGUGGACGACCUGACAACAACACUCAACGAAGCAGCCAGCGCUGCAGGAGUCGUCGGUGGCAUGGUGGACUCCAUCACGCAGGCCAUCAACCAGCUAGAUGAAGGACCUAUGGGUGAACCAGAAGGUUCGUUCGUAGAUUACCAGACAACCAUGGUGAGGACAGCCAAGGCCAUUGCUGUCACUGUUCAAGAGAUGGUAACAAAGUCAAACACCAGCCCCGAGGAGCUGGGCCCCCUUGCCAACCAGCUGACCAGUGACUAUGGCCGACUGGCCUCGCAAGCCAAGCCUGCAGCUGUGGCUGCUGAAAAUGAAGAGAUAGGUGCCCAUAUCAAGCACCGAGUACAGGAGUUGGGCCAUGGCUGUUCUGCUCUGGUCACUAAGGCAGGUGCCCUGCAGUGUAGCCCCAGUGAUGUCUACACCAAGAAGGAGCUCAUAGAGUGUGCGCGGAGAGUAUCCGAGAAGGUCUCCCAUGUCCUGGCUGCACUCCAGGCUGGGAAUCGUGGUACCCAGGCCUGCAUCACAGCAGCCAGUGCUGUGUCUGGCAUCAUUGCUGACCUUGACACCACCAUCAUGUUUGCUACUGCCGGCACACUUAACCGUGAGGGCGCUGAGACUUUUGCUGACCACCGGGAGGGUAUCUUAAAGACAGCAAAGGUUCUUGUGGAGGACACCAAGGUCCUAGUGCAGAACGCGGCUGGGAGCCAGGAGAGGUUGGCACAAGCUGCUCAGUCCUCAGUGGCCACCAUCACCCGUCUCGCUGAUGUAGUCAAGCUUGGUGCAGCCAGCCUGGGAGCCGAAGACCCAGAAACUCAGGUGGUGCUGAUCAAUGCAGUAAAGGACGUAGCCAAGGCCCUGGGAGACCUCAUCAGUGCAACGAAGGCCGCGGCGGGCAAAGUUGGAGAUGACCCUGCCGUGUGGCAGCUCAAGAACUCUGCCAAGGUGAUGGUGACCAAUGUGACAUCAUUGCUCAAGACAGUGAAGGCUGUGGAAGAUGAGGCCACCAAAGGCACUCGGGCCCUAGAGGCCACCACAGAGCACAUAAGGCAGGAACUGGCGGUCUUCUGUUCCCCAGAGCCACCUGCCAAGACCUCUACCCCUGAAGAUUUUAUCCGAAUGACCAAGGGUAUUACUAUGGCAACAGCCAAAGCUGUUGCUGCUGGCAACUCCUGUCGACAGGAAGAUGUCAUUGCCACAGCCAAUCUGAGCCGACGUGCGAUUGCAGAUAUGCUUCGGGCUUGCAAGGAAGCAGCUUUCCACCCAGAGGUGGCACCUGAUGUGAGGCUUCGAGCCCUGCACUAUGGCCGGGAAUGUGCCAAUGGCUACCUGGAGCUGCUGGACCACGUGCUGCUGACCCUUCAGAAGCCAAACCCAGAACUGAAGCAGCAGUUGACGGGACACUCAAAGCGAGUGGCUGGCUCGGUGACUGAGCUCAUCCAGGCUGCUGAGGCCAUGAAAGGAACAGAGUGGGUGGACCCAGAGGACCCAACUGUUAUUGCUGAGAACGAGCUCCUGGGAGCUGCAGCUGCCAUUGAAGCUGCAGCCAAAAAGCUGGAGCAGCUGAAACCCCGGGCCAAACCCAAGGAGGCAGAUGAGUCCUUGAACUUUGAGGAGCAAAUUCUGGAAGCUGCCAAGUCCAUUGCAGCAGCCACCAGUGCACUAGUAAAAGCUGCAUCGGCAGCCCAGAGGGAGCUGGUGGCUCAGGGAAAGGUGGGCGCCAUCCCAGCCAAUGCAUUGGACGACGGGCAGUGGUCCCAGGGCCUCAUUUCUGCUGCCCGUAUGGUGGCCGCAGCCACCAACAAUCUGUGUGAGGCAGCCAACGCAGCUGUCCAGGGCCAUGCCAGCCAGGAGAAACUCAUCUCCUCAGCCAAGCAGGUAGCUGCCUCCACAGCCCAGCUCCUGGUAGCUUGCAAGGUCAAAGCAGAUCAGGACUCUGAGGCAAUGAAACGGCUUCAGGCUGCUGGCAAUGCAGUGAAGAGGGCCUCAGAUAACUUGGUAAAGGCGGCCCAGAAGGCUGCAGCUUUUGAAGACCAGGAGAAUGAGACAGUGGUGGUGAAGGAGAAAAUGGUCGGGGGCAUUGCCCAGAUUAUCGCAGCACAGGAAGAGAUGCUUCGGAAGGAGCGAGAGCUAGAAGAGGCUCGGAAAAAGCUUGCCCAGAUCCGGCAGCAGCAGUACAAGUUUUUGCCUUCAGAGCUUCGGGAUGAGCAAUAAGGGUGUCCCUUGUAUUUAAAGCAGACCCAGCCCAGAGACUGUGCCUGCCACUACCAAAGCCUCCUGGGCUGUGAGGGCCCAGCCUGCCCAGCCCCAGCACUCCCCAAAGUGCCUGCCAAACCCGGGCCUGGCCCUGCCCAGUCCGCCUGCAGCCCUGUCCUCUCUCUGACUCCAAGUGCCUUCGCACCCCUAAGUGCCUACCCCUCCCAGAGUAUUAACGCCCAUCGCUGCUGUACCUCAGUUUGAACCUGCCAGGCCCAGCUGCUCCAGCC
This is a messenger RNA of Acomys russatus (golden spiny mouse), 8254 nucleotides long. RefSeq names its product talin 1 (gene Tln1). The record is from RefSeq and is a predicted model, not a curated record. NCBI's taxonomy places the organism in Eukaryota, Metazoa, Chordata, Mammalia, Rodentia, Muridae. Bases 357 to 7982 code for a protein of 2541 amino acids. Gene Ontology annotation, biological process: platelet aggregation. Gene Ontology annotation, cellular component: ruffle; cytoskeleton; plasma membrane. The transcript is spliced from 57 exons. Gene Ontology annotation, molecular function: actin filament binding; integrin binding; structural constituent of cytoskeleton.